UUAUGGAAGCCUCGACGUCCAAUUCGUCUUCUGCAAUUCGGUCAUGGAGGACGACCUUUUUGACCUUGAGGGACGAAGUGCAGACCUCUCCAACUGCCACCACCGUCAUUGAUCUCCUUAAUCGUUUUAUUUUCGCUCAAUCUGAAACCCUGAUUGCUGCUGCCCCCAAUCUCCCUGUCCAUGAGGUCACCUCUGACGCGAUGUUUCUUGUGGAAUUGGCUCGGACCAUAUCGAAUUCCAGAGGGGACGAUGAUGCACUUAAUGCAUUGGUGCAGCUAUCCAACUUGUUCCAGAACUUCAACCAUCUUAUUUCAUUCAAAAUGACAUCGUCAACAUGGGGUCUUGUACUUCGCACCUUUGGAGGAAUGGUGGAAAUGUUUCUUGGUUCAGCUGGAAUAAGGCAAGAUCCUUCAGGGAAUAUUGCUGUCACUGAAGCCACAAAGCAGUGCCUAGAGAUUGUUAGGUCUCUUGUUGAUGUUAAUCAGAGAACAAUCAUAUUAUCGGACAAUGUGCAACUGUUGGACUUUCUUCUCAAAACAGUUUCAUUCUCUCAAAAUGUUCUAGCUCCAUGCUUUUCAAGUGGCAUUCAAGGUUGCGCUCCUGAAUCUCGGAAGAUGAUUCUUCGGAGAAAUAGCUUAUGGGAAAUUCAGACAACCGCUUUUACCAUGAUUAGUGAAAUUCUCUCAAGAGUUGGGACUUCUUUACCAGCUGACCAUUGGCAAUCCACAGUUGAUGCUUUCAGAAAUAUUAUUGAUGUACUGGCAAGUAAGGGUCUGCUCGUGGAAAGCAAUGUAAUGGAUAGGUUUUAUACCUCGCUUCUGCAUUGCCUGCACUUGGUUCUAGUAAAUGCUAAAGGAUCCCUUCAAGACCAUGUUGCUGGUUUUGUUGCUGCACUGAGGAUGUUUAUUGGUUAUGGACUUACUAGUAAAUCGCAAAAUGUCUUACCGGCGGGUGUAUACAAGAAGGAUGCCAAGAUCUCAACCCUUAAUUCUCAUUCUUCUGAAUCCAGUAGUGCUCCCUAUAGGCCUCCACAUGUGCGCAAAAAGAACCAAAAAGGGACGCAGUCAAAAGAUUCCAACUCCUUGAGCAUAUUGGACUGUCCACCUGCAACUAUAGAUUAUAUGUCAUCUGAUUCUGAUUUAAGUGACAGUGAUGGAUCCGCUAAAGGUAUCAGCAAUUACCGAAGCUCUAAGGUUAGAGUAGCUGCUAUAGUUUGCAUACAGGAUCUUUGUCGAUCUGAUCCCAAAUUGUUUACUGCCCAAUGGACGAUACUUUUGCCCUCCAGUGAUGUGCUGCAAGCAAGGAGGUACGAAGCAAACCUGAUGACAUGUUUGCUAUUUGAUCCAUACCUUAAGGCACGCAUUGCAGCUGCAUUUACUUUGGCAACCAUGUUGGAGGGGCCUGCAUCUGUUUUUCUCCAGGUGGCAGAAUACAAGGAAUCUACUAAGUUGGGAUCUUUUACUGCUCUUUCCAGCUCACUUGGUCAGAUUUUAAUGCAGCUUCACACGGGUAUCCUGCAUUUAAUUAAGAAUGAAAAAAAUAAUGGAUUCCUGACCUCCUUGUUCAAGAUUCUUGCCCUCUUGAUCUCAUGUACACCAUACUCAAGAAUGCCUGAUGAGUUGUUGCCUACAGUCAUAUUAAAUCUUCAUGGGAGGAUGGUUGAGGGAUUUCUUACAUAUAAUGAUCAAACUGGGCUGCUGGCUGUUGCUCUAAGUUGCUUAAUGGAUGCUUUAUCUGUCUCGCCUUCUUCGCUCAAAGUGAAUGAAAUGUUAGUAGCGGAACUAUCUACAGGUUCCAACAAUAAUAAAGCAUGUUCUGGUCUUCUUUCUACUUUGUUUCAUUAUUCUCGACCAUUUACAAGCCCAGCUGUUAGCCUUGAGGCUCUCCAGGUUCUUAAAGCUGUGGCACACAAUUACCCAGAUAUAAUGGUUCUUUGCUGGAAACAAGUCUCUUCCAUCAUUUGUGAAUUUUUGGACCCUCUUCUUCCUGAAGGCUCAUCAAGGGCUGGGACAGUAAAUUCUGGACAAACUGUUGGGACAAUUGGGGAAAAAGUUAUAACCAGUGCAAUCAAGCUGCUGGAUGAAUGUCUUCGUGCUAUCUGUGGAUUUAAAGGAACAGAAGAUCUUUCUGAUGAUAAACUACUUAGCAGCCCUUUUACAUAUGAUUACGUCAAAGUAAAGAUGAUAUCAUCUGCUCCAUCAUAUGGACUGGAGAACCAACUAGUAGCUAGCGAUGAUCAUCCAGCUUGUGCGACUGGCAGCCAGCAGUGGUGUGAAGCUAUUGAAAAGCAUUUAUCAUCAACUCUCUUUCAUAGUUCAGCCAUGAUGAGGGCUGCAUCAGUUACUUGUUUUGCUGGAAUAACGUCCAGUGUUUUCGUUUCCCUUCCGGAGGACAAGCAGCAUCAGAUUAUCACUUAUUCUAUCAAUGCUGCUUUUGAUGAUGAGGUCCCAUCAGUAAGAUCUGCUGCUUGUCGUGCCAUUGGCGUAAUUGCAUGUUUUCCACAAGUUUUUAAGAGUGUGGAGAUCCUUUGCAAGUUUAUUAAUGCUGCUGAAGUCAAUAGCCAUCAUUCUCUGGUCUCGGUUCGCAUUGCAGCCUCCUGGGCUUUAGCUAACUUGUGUGAUUCUCUCCGCCACUUUGUUGAUAGAUUUACAUCCACAGGGUCUUCUGGAGAUCUGAUGGAUUGCUCUAGGAUGGUUUCUUUGCUCAUUGAUUGUUCUCUGCGGCUUACAAGGGACGGUGAUAAGAUCAAAGCAAAUGCCGUGAGAGCCCUUGGUAAUCUAUCAAGAUUUGUUCCUUGUUCAAGCCAUGGUCAUGGCAUGCAAGAGUACAAUACAAGCUUUCAUAUAGACACUGAACAUGCUGGAAAGUCUCCAAACCAUGUCUCUGCAGAAACUGAAAGAUGUCUCGUAUCCACUUCAUUUCUGCAAAGAACGUGGGAAGACUCACGUUGGUUGGAAAGAAUGGUGCAGGCAUUUCUUUCUUGCGUUACAACUGGAAAUGUGAAGGUACGGUGGAAUGUUUGCCAUGCAUUGAGCAACUUAUUUCUUAAUGAGACAUUAAAACUGCAAGAUACAGAUUGGGCUCCUUCAGUUUUUAGUAUUCUGUUACUACUGCUCCGCGAUUCUUCUAAUUUCAAGAUCAGGAUACAAGCUGCAGCUGCAUUGGCUGCCCCAGCAACAACACUGGAUUAUGGGGAGUCAUACUCAGAUGUUGUUCAAGGGGUCGAGCACACACUAGAGAAUCUUGGUACAGACCAGAUGUUUGCUCCUUCAAGUUUUAAAUAUAGGGUUGCACUUGAGAAACAGCUAACAUCAACCAUGUUGCACCUCCUUGGGCUUGCUUCAGUAACUCAUCGUCAUCACUCUGUACACGAUUUCCUUAUCAAGAAAGCAUCAUUUCUUGAGGAAUGGCUUAGGUCACUAUGUUUAUCUCUUGUGAACCAAUUCGAAGCUGAACAUGAUUCCACUUGGUACCAAAAGAAAGAGGUAAUAAAUAGAGCGAUACAGUCACUUGUUAAGGUUUAUGAAAGCCAGAAUCAUCAGGCCAUGGCUCAAAGGUUCGAAAAGCUGGUGAACAAAUUAGUGUAAAUGUCAUCCUCUGCUGCUGACGCUCUUAAUGGAUUAUGGGCAUUCAGCCAUAUCUGGUAAGCACUCUUUAGUGGCAUUAGUCACAGGGUGUUGGGUUGGGUGCAGGCCAUGUGGCCAAUAGUGUACUCCACUAGAUCCUGAUCAGUUGGGUGGUUAGAGUCCAUAGAUAUGGAGGUGCAACUGUGCAUUUGCCCAGUUCCCCCUAUCUUACUGUUUGUGUUUCUUAUGCUUUGUUGUAAAAGAGAAGUUCUUGUACAUUUCUAAUUAACAUAUCACAACUUCAAAUA
Messenger RNA from Cynara cardunculus var. scolymus (artichoke), 3874 nucleotides. Its product is annotated as HEAT repeat-containing protein 6. The record is from RefSeq and is a predicted model, not a curated record. The transcript has 27 exons. NCBI's taxonomy places the organism in Eukaryota, Viridiplantae, Streptophyta, Magnoliopsida, Asterales, Asteraceae. The coding region runs from base 3 to 3587 and encodes 1194 amino acids.